CACGCACGCACGCACUCGUUCUCCGCGAUUCGGUUUUUCGGAGCCAGUCGACAGUCGUCAGCCGUCGACCGUGUGUUUAUGUUGUGCGUAUCGCAUCGAAGUCCACGUCCAUCGGAGUACGUUUAUCGUGUUUAGUUGAUAAUAAUAUCGCACGCCGUUAAUCGUUUUACUGGCCGAAUAUUAAUCAAAAAUCGCGUCAAAGGUCUCUGCGUACCGAACGAGUAUAAUUAGUGAAAGUGCGGAAUUAAAUAUUAUUAUAUAUUAUUAUUUUCUCAUCACUUGUCAUUGUUUUAACAUUUUAAAUAAAAAUAAAUUAAAACGCCUAUUGAAAAAUUAAUAUACAUUUUAAAUAAAAAAUAAAAUCGAUUGGAAUGAUAUAAUGACAAAACUCUCUCGUUCGAUUUGAAUAUUAUUGAACAUUGGUGAAGAUGACAACCAACGUCAUUACCACCAUUUCGAUGGUCGCUUUGCUGCUGUCGGGCAUGGUGUCGUUGGCACUGUGCAACGGGGAAAGACUAGCGGAUAACAGCGCCGUGGCCGUGGCCGACAAUCAGCAGGUGAUGUGCGAAGACGUACGAAUCAAGUGUGCGAUGGGCUUGGGCUGUUCGUCGGCGUUAACACAUUACUUCGCCAAGUGCGAUAGGAUCCUCCAGACGGACUCGACCACGUGCCCCGAAUCGUGUCUGUACGCGCUAGUCGCACUCACAUCCACCGAGGACGGCAAGCGGAUGAUGGACUGCAAGUGCCGAGAUCGCUACUGCGAGGAGAUGAAGGCCCGGGCGGAAAUAUGUCGUCCGUUUGUGUUGGAGGCGUCCAAGAACGAGACAGUGGUGCCGUGCGAGUUGGCCCAUUGGGUGUGCAUGGUGGAUCCGGUGUGCACGGCGGCACUGGGCUAUUAUCAGACGUACUGCAGGCGGAUGCUGGUUGGCGUAGCGUGCACGGAGCGGUGCCUCAAUUCGGUGGAAAUACUGCGGCGACAGGAGAAGGCGGCUAAGAUGAAUCGGUGCCGGUGCACCGGAAGAUCGGCGGUCGAGUGUUUGCGCAACAAGGAGCGUAUGGUCAGGUUGUGUUACGGUGGCGAGGCGGAUCCGCGACUCCAACAAGAGGGUUCUAGCGGCGGCGGCAAUGGCAGCGGCAACAAAUCCGGUGGCCGGAAGAACCGGAGGAAGCACCGGCCUAGAAUGUUCGACCUGGACCCGGACCGAGCCGAGGUGGAAAUGAUGAUGGCCAAUGCGGAUUACCAGCCGGACGUCCGGAACAGGUACAACGCUUCGGACGACGUCGGUAGCGACGACGAAGAAGUAGACGAGGAAGAAGAUGAAGACGAAGGGUCAGGGUCUGCGACCGGCUUACUACCGGGAGCGAUGUUAGUGGCGGCUGCGUCCGCUUACUUAGUCACACGAUGAUCGUCACUUGCAGCGGAUCGAGCGUACGCGUGCGGGUACGUGCAUUUAUUUUUCGGCCGGCCGAAAUGCGCUUUUUCCGUUUUUGUUAUGUAUAAUUUUCUCAUUAUUUUUCGUGUUUUUUUUCUAUCAUUAUUAUUUAUUCCUAAAACGGAUCGACUGAAGCGUACAAUUCGUGAGUGCGUUCUUAAUCGGACACUCGGGGUUUCACAUUUUUUUUUUUGUGGGGGUUGAGGGGUUCUUUUCUUGGAUUUAAAAAAAUAGGGAGUGAGACGGCGUUAGAACGGCGUUUGUUAACUAAUCUAUUUACUAUUCAGGCUUUGCCAGACUGAAAUCAAAUCGUUUAACCGGAAACCGAAUAAGCUCAUCGAGUAGGACCCAUUCCUACGACACUAUACAUGCAGCGCGUGCUGCAAUGUCGUGUUAUAGAAUUGUAUUUUUCUUGUUCGAAAAUUAUUAUUAUCAGUUCGCAUCUUUUAUUUAUUUAUGUUUUUUCGUUCCCGAUAACGCGUUCAUCAAACUCUAUAAAAGGAUUGUGAUUAAAGACUUUUACUAUAUAGGUACAUAUAUUUAU
This is a messenger RNA of Rhopalosiphum padi (bird cherry-oat aphid), 1977 nucleotides long. Its product is annotated as growth arrest-specific protein 1-like. Bases 429 to 1406 code for a protein of 325 amino acids. The record is from RefSeq and is a predicted model, not a curated record. Lineage: Eukaryota; Metazoa; Arthropoda; Insecta; Hemiptera; Aphididae. The transcript is spliced from 3 exons. Gene Ontology annotation, biological process: regulation of cell cycle.